AUGGAGACAAAAGCACUACAUUCGUCAACGACCCCAGAGUCACCACCUUCUUUGUCUAUCUCUAAUAAGCCAAACAAACUAUUGGCAGCUAAACUUAGCAAAAUACUCUACUUAUCAGCGUCAGAAGAUACAAAAAUAAAAUCAGCAUUGACUUCGCUAUCAAAUAUACCCGAUCUAGAUGAGACGAGCCUUCGACAUAAUUUACGAGGAACUCUUGAGACCAAAGAGGUCAACACAAAUAGGAGAUUUCUAUGCGCUUUUGAGAACGUGAUUAAGUCCUUCGAGUAUCUAGAAACGCAUGUGGGACAGAUGGAGAACGACUGCAAAGAAAUGAAAAAACGGCUUCAAAAAGUAGAGUUGCAAACAGCGAAUAUGAUUGAGCAAUCAUAUAACAUGCAAGAACGCAGUGCUUCAUACACCACACAGAUCCAUGUAGCAGAUACAUUCCUACAAAAGUUUACGUUGAGUGAGCAGGAAGUCAAAACACUCAAUAGCUCUUCUGAGCCUAUCGACGCCAGCUUUUUUGACGCACUGGAGCAUCUACAACAAAUACAUACUGACUGUCAGCUACUUUUGACAACGAAAAAUCAAACAGCAGGGCGUGAUAUUAUGCAAUCAUUGUCCCAAUGUCAGGAAAACGCAUAUGAUAGACUAUACAAGUGGACACAGUAUGAGAGCAGAAAAGCUUUCAGUGGCGAUAGUAUAGAUGUUACAUCACUACUGCCUAAGGCUCUGAGAGCUCUUAUGUUAAGGCCCGUAUUAUUUCAAACCAUCCUUGAUGAAAUUGCAUCAGCCAGACAUGAUUCUGUGGCUCGUGCUUUUAUGAACGCAUUAACGAGAGGCGGCCCUGGAGGUACACCGAGACCUAUUGAAUUGCAAGCUCCUGAUCCAUUAAGAUAUGUUGGUGAUAUGCUUGCUUGGAUUCAUCAAGCCUGCGCCUCCGAAAAAGAGAUGUUAGAGACUCUACUCACGAGAAAUGAAAGCAAAAAUGAAGAAAUGACGGAGACAACAUUAAAAAUAGCUGAUGCCAUAAUGGACUUAGUUGAUUGCGCUAUGGAAGGAACUUGUCGACCACUGAAAUCACGCAUGGAACAAGUUCUAGUUUUGCAACCAGGAGCAAUUACAUCGUAUAAGAUGGCCAAUUUGAUUCAGUUUUAUACCAUUACUCUGAGCAAACUGAUGAGAAAGAAUGCCACUUUGGAAAGAGUUCUUUAUGAGAUGACAGAGUUGGCAUACAAAUACUUUUUUAAGACGAUCAAUGCACAAGCCGAUAGACUGAUGCAAUCAGCUGAGCCCCCAAAUAGAAACUUAGCAGUAGCACCGACCAUAAGAGAAAUGACAGUACAAUUGAAAGAAAUAUUAGCAUCCUACGAUUCAUCGCUUAUCGUCACAACAAAUACUACCGAAGGAUUCCCAGAGUUUAAUUUUGCAGAAACUCUGGAUGCCAUUAUAGAACCUUUACUGAACACAUGCGAGCUGUCUGUAGCUAAAUUUAGCAAAAGUGACCAAGAAAUCUACAUGCUUAACUGCUUAUUCCAUAUCCAGAGCGUACUAUAUCCAUACGAGUUUACCGAGAAAAAAAGAGAAAGCAUUAACCAACGAAUGACAGACUUAUUAAACGAAAUUGCUAUUGAGGAGUAUAAUGAUUUGUUAAAGCAAGCUGGACUUACUGAGAUCAAAGAAACAAUCACUAAUAAGAAAUCUGAUGUACCACUAUCUUCUUUACCUCGCAUGGAUGUUAAGUCUAUCACAGAUGCAAUGGGUAAAUUUGACUCAUUCCUCGUCCUAAUUGGUGCUGAUAUUUCAACUCGUCUUGAAAAACUUUCCUCCACGCAACAUUGUCAGCAAGUGCAGUCCAUCGCCAUUCGUAAGUUAUUCGAUACAUACAUUGAAAUCAAUGAAGCAGUGAAAGACCCGAAGAAUGGCUAUGAGAACCCAGAUUCUAUCUUACCAAGGACUAUCGAGGAUAUGGAAGCAAUUUUUUCCUUUGCUUUAAGUUAAUAAGAUGAGCGACAAUUUUAUUAACUUCUGUACAUGUAUCAGCCAAACAUAUCCUUGUAUAAAGUUGUAAUUGCAUUAGAAGAACAUUAAUUAAAACUUAUUUU
Messenger RNA from Mycotypha africana, 2105 nucleotides. Its product is annotated as oligomeric Golgi complex subunit 6. Bases 1 to 2001 code for a protein of 666 amino acids. Gene Ontology annotation, cellular component: COG complex. NCBI's taxonomy places the organism in Eukaryota, Fungi, Mucoromycota, Mucoromycetes, Mucorales, Mycotyphaceae. Gene Ontology annotation, biological process: intra-Golgi vesicle-mediated transport. The transcript has 11 exons. The record is from RefSeq and is a predicted model, not a curated record.